Molecule: messenger RNA, 826 nt
Organism: Clupea harengus (Atlantic herring)
Lineage: Eukaryota; Metazoa; Chordata; Actinopteri; Clupeiformes; Clupeidae
Product: fucolectin-like
Source: RefSeq, a predicted model, not a curated record
ACUGUCCCUACUUGCAGUAGGCUACUGGGGCUGUCUUAGCCUGCUGAUAUAAGAGCUGAUCUCACGGUUAGAGAGAAAGAGUGGCCAUUUACAGACCUUUAUCCACAAUCAACCUAAGCAAUGGGGCUGUCUAGAAAGAUGAUGUCAUUUAGCAUGUUUUGCCUUGUGGGACUACUCAGAGGCACCAUCGAGGGACUGGCUGAAGUUCAGAAUGUUGCUCUUCGUGGAAAAGCAACACAGUCGGAGCUAAUUGGUGACCCGUAUAGAGGAUUAGGACAUCCCUCGAAUGCCAUCGAUGGUAACCGAAAUGAUAACGCGUACCACGGCUCCUGCACACACACCGCUCAUCAUCCCAACCCGUGGUGGAGAGUUGAUCUACUGAAGAAAUUUAGAGUGGACUCUGUGAUCAUCACCAACAGAGGAGACUGCUGCUCAGAGAGACUGAAUGGAGCUGUGCUUAGGAUUGGUAACUCCCUCCAAAACCAAGGAAACAGUAACCCAGUGUGUGCUGUGAUCUCCUCCAUCCCUGCUGGGGAAUCCAAGGCCUUCAAGUGUCAUGGGAUGGAGGGUCGCUGGGUUAAUGUGCUCAUUCCAGGGCGGUCAGAGUACCUUACAUUGUGUGAGGUGGAAGUGUAUGCAGAAAGCAGUGAUGAUGUGCAAUGUAUGGACUAACCACAUGAGCUUGUGCGCUCUAUGCUGCAUUGUAGGUCUACAUAUUAACAGAAAGUUUGAGUUGAGUUCAGGUGCUGUUGUCUUCUUCUCAUGUGGGUCCCACAAUCACAUAAACUGUGUGUGUUAAAUAAACCUUGGCAUUUUAAGCAUUGAA